Messenger RNA from Callithrix jacchus (white-tufted-ear marmoset), 2868 nucleotides. RefSeq names its product THAP domain containing 5 (gene THAP5). The record is from RefSeq and is a predicted model, not a curated record. Gene Ontology annotation, cellular component: nucleus. Lineage: Eukaryota; Metazoa; Chordata; Mammalia; Primates; Cebidae.
AGGGACGCCCUAUAUCUGUCGCCUGCCGGGGUCUCCCGGGGCCUCAGCCGAGUGAUGCCCCGCUAUUGCGCAGCGAUUAGUUGUAAGAACCGCCGGGGACGAAACAAUAAAGACCGGAAGCUGAGUUUUUACCCAUUUCCUCUACAUGAUAAAGAAAGACUGGAAAAAUGGUUAAAGAAUAUGAAGCGAGAUUCAUGGGUUCCCAGUAAAUACCAGUUUCUAUGUAGUGACCAUUUUACUCCUGACUCUCUUGACAUCAGAUGGGGUAUUCGAUAUUUAAAACAAACUGCAGUUCCAACAAUAUUUUCUUUGCCUGAAGACAAUCAGGGAAAAGAUCCUUCUAAAAAAAAAUUCCAGAAGAAAAAAUUGGAAGAUGAGAAAGAAGUAUGCCUAAAAGCCAAGUCAGAAGAAUCAUUUGUAUUAAAUGAGACAAAGAAAAAUAUAGUUAACAUAAAUGUGCCCCCUGAACAUGCAGAAUUACUUCAUUCUUCUUCCUUGAUAAAGCCACCAGCUCCCAAAACAGGAAGUAUACAGAAUAACAUGUUAACUCUUAAUGUAGUUAAACAACAUACUGGGAAACCAGAAUCUACCUUGGAAACAUCAGUUAACCAAGAUACAGGUAUAGGUAGUUUUCACACAUGUUUUGAGAAUCUAAACUCUACAACUAUUACUCUAACAACUUCAAAUUCAGAAGGUAUUCAUCAAUCUUUGGAAACGCAAGAAGUUCUUGAAGUAACUACCAAUCAUCUUGCUAAUCCAAACUUUACAAGUAAUUCCAUGGAAAUUAAGUCAGCACAGGAAAAUCCAUUCUUAUUCAGCACAAUUAAUCAAACAGUUGAAGAUUUAAACACAAAUAAAGAAUCUGUUAUUGCCAUUUUUGUACCUGCAGAAAAUUCUAAACCUUCAGUUAAUUCUUUUAUAUCUGCCCAAAAAGAAACCGUGGAAAUGGAAGAUGUGAACAUUGAAGACUCCUUAUAUAAGGAUGUAGACUAUGGAACAGAAGUUUUACAAAUUGAACAUUCUUACUGCAGACAAGAUAUAAAUAAGGAACAUCUUUGGCAAAAAGUUUCUAAGCUACAUUCAAAGAUAACUCUUCUGGAGUUAAAAGAGCAACAAACUCUAGGUAGAUUGAAGUCUUUGGAAGCUCUUAUAAGGCAGCUAAAGCAGGAAAACUGGGUAUCUGAAGAAAAUGUCAAGGUUAUAGAAAACCAUUUUACAACAUAUGAAGUCACUAUGUUAUAGAAUAAAGAGGUUUUACAGGUGUGAUUGUUAAAAGUUUUUUCCAGCCAAACAAACUACAUCUAAAGUGAACUUUUUCCUGUGUAAAGUUCUCAUCUUAAUUAACCUAUGAGAGUGCUGUAAAGUUAUAAACUGUAUCCUAUUCUUGUAAUGCUCAUUUAAGAAAAAUCAGAGAGUUGAGCUGGAGAGAAAAAAUGGUUUUAUUACUUGAUAAUUUUUCAAAUUAAAAUUUAGCACAUACACAAUAGGAUUCAGUUAUAACAUGAGAAAACAAGCAAGUGGUCAAAGAACACAGACUAGAAGUCAGGUUCAGGAAUCAGACCUGGUUCUACCACUGGCAUACGAUUUGGGCAAGUUAUCAUGAUUGAGCCUCAGUCCCUAAUUUGUAAAAUAAGCACUCAUUAGGUUUCUAAUUGUCUGGUUCUUUAUAGUUCCUUCCCUUUUUAUUAAGAUACUUCUUUUAGAACAGAUUUUCUGUAAGAUAAUAUAUACUUAAUACUAGAAGUUGGCUAGAAUUUGAUAUUAACUAUGUAUUCAAUAUUUAUUGAAUUCUGUGGAAUUUGACCUUUUGGUUGUACAUAUAUAUUUUAAUUAUAUAUAUGUAAUAGGAAGGUAAACCCUUUUUUUUGAGACAGUCGCUCUGUCACCCAGGCUGGAGUACAGUGGCAUGAUCUUGGCUCACUGCAGCCUCCGCCUCCCAGGUUCAAGUGAUUAUCCUUCCACAGCCUCUUGAGUAGCUGGGAUUACAGGUGCGUAUCACCACAUCUGGCGAAGUUUUGUAUUUUUAGUGGACAUGAGGUUUCACCAUGUUGGCCAGGCUGAUCUCAAACUCCUGACCUCAGGUGAUCCACUCGCCUCAACCUCCCAAAGUGCUGGGAUUACAGGCAUGAAUCACCAUGCCAGGCCAAGAUAGACCUUUUAUUUUAUUCCAGUUGAACUAAACUAAGGAACCACCCAUUCGCCCUGUUCUUAGAAGAGGAACUUGAAAGAAUAUGUAUUUUUGUAACUUAUGUGUGGCUAACCAUCAAAUACAUAGUAAUUUAAGCUUCCAAACAUCCUGUAUUUAUGUACUUAGAUUUAUAAACCAAAAAUUUUAAUGAAGUUAAUUUUAAAUAUUUAUGAGUAUAUUUUAGAAAUCAUAAUUCGUAUCUAUUUCUUAGUAGGUGUAGCUUUUAAAAUAUGUCCUUGUGUCAUUGUUAAAUUCCAGAAUAAUAGAGUGAUAAUACUGUACAUUCCCACUUAUAUGUAUUUUAUUAAAAUUUAUAAGCAAGAAAUUAUAAAUAAGUGGUUAUGACCUAGGAAGACAAAGAAUCUCUCUUAAGAGAAGUGAUGGUAAUGUAAAUAAAAAUACUGUUUAUAUUCACAUGAUUUUAAGAAAACUGUAAAAGCAAAGACUUUGUAGUAAUGACACAAACCUGAAAAAUAAAUGUUUUCUUAAAAUUGGCCGUCAAUAUAAUUAUGUUUCUGCCUAUGAUGUUGAGCAAGUUCUAUCAGUCUGAUUCUUAGUUUUCUUGUCUGUUAAGUAGAAAAUACUAUUACUUACCUUAAAGGAUGGCUUUCAGAAUUCUGUAAGGUUUUUGGUUCUGGAAAAUAGGAGGUGUUCAAUAAAAGUUGACUCUGAAUGGCAAA